Molecule: messenger RNA, 2758 nt
Organism: Colletotrichum scovillei
Lineage: Eukaryota; Fungi; Ascomycota; Sordariomycetes; Glomerellales; Glomerellaceae
Exons: 4
Coding region: 756-2483 (575 amino acids)
Biological process (GO): regulation of DNA-templated transcription
Molecular function (GO): zinc ion binding; DNA-binding transcription factor activity, RNA polymerase II-specific
Source: RefSeq, a predicted model, not a curated record
CGCGCGGGGGACAAUGCUCUCAUCUACCCGUAGGUAGUCUCAUCGGACUCGACUGAGACGGAGGGAUCAGAGACGGUUGACAUCAAUCUUGUUUACACUCUUGAUUAGCAUCGAUCGAUAGUCCCUCUCUUUCUCUCUCUCCGUCACUCUGCCUGUCUCUGCGUGUAGGUAUGUACUUACUUCCCUGCUGCAGGUGUCAUUGACAGGGUGCAACGAUCCCUCCUGAAUGGCCGAGGCAUCUCGGAGCAUCUCACACAUACGAAUGCACACAAUCGGUGCUAAAUCACGCUCACUUUCCUCUUCCAGCCUGUCUCGCCCACUGAUUUGCGUUCGUGGCCUUGUCUUCCAAGGUUUGGGUCUUGUAAAAAGGAAUGUCCUAGAUAUCGGUUAGAUUCCACUCCUCGUGUAAGGGGAAACGAGCAAAGAUGGCCUCAUCACCUCUUCAUCCACCCAACCUACCCUUUGACCAGAUGUCACUGGUAUUACAUCUCGGCUACAACUCGCCCGGCGCAAUCUACCCGCACCAUGCCUGAGACCACGACAAGAACAGGCAUCGCAUUCGUUGAUCGUCUCGGGGCCGCCUGACUGCAUACCGCAGCCGCAGUCGUCUUAUUCGUCCCGGGGCGAACCAGACCAUGUGUGAUUCCCGCGCCCUUGGUCCCGUCUCAUACGUUGUCGCGGUCCACCUUCGGUAGUAAGGCUGCAUCACACCAUCAACUGGCUCCCGCGAGGGGGGCUUGUUUGAAGCCAAGCGUAUGGUCUACCUUGGGUCCCACAGCCUCUCCGGCAGUAGCCAACGUAAGAAGCUCACUGAUCCGCGCCCUCCUUUCAGUCUUGGGGGCCGUUUGAUGCCUGCUUCCCCCCUUGCGGCUCCCCAUUGUGAUAUAUAUCGACCGUCCAGUACGUCUUCUUCCCUGUUCGUCUUGACGAGAGAAUAUCAUCGGUUAUGGUCAUACUGUCUUUGCAAUAACCUGUCUCUCACCAAAAACGUCCGAGUUGUCAACAUGGUUGGAGUCCGCGGCAAGUACAAGGGAUGCGAGACAUGCAGGGCUCGAAGAGUCAAGUGCGAUAACGAACGGCCACACUGCCGCAAGUGUAUCGAUAGCGGCCGCGAAUGUGCUGGCUACGAACGAGAAAUGGUCUUCAUCACCGCAACCAUAGACGACGCCGGCCGCUGCUCAUCACAUCCGCCCCGCCAGGUCCAGCCGUCUUCUUCGAGGAGUUCUAGGAGAAGCCAAACCGUGGAGGACGAAAUUCCUCGCUUGGUACCGACAGAACCGUUGAUGCCAGCAUGGGAUGAUUUGGUUUCCGUAUCCGACAACGGUGUCAUAUACUCGAUACAGAUCGCGGCAUUGCACACCAGGUUCCAGAACAUCCUUAGGGGUCCCGAAGGGCAAAGCCAAGUAAAGUUCCGGAUGGCCCUACCGCCCUACUCACCAGUUGAUAUGGAGACAUGGGAUAACGGCGGAAACAUGGACCUGAAUGCGCAGAACAUGAUCAGUCUGUUGCCAUCGGGGAAUGACAACGGAGCCCCCGAAGGUCUUUGCGUGUUUUUAUUCGAGCAAAAUCCAUCCUUUUUGGUGACCAACGGCAUGACACCCUGGAGUGUCCCCCAAGAGCAUAUGGACGUCGUCAAGAAGCUUGGACCGGAACAAUUUCGUCAGUUCCCAGCCCACCACUAUUUCGUCAGGGUAUAUAGGUGUAAUGCUAUCAUACUCGCUCUCUUACACCGAAAGACGACGUUUCUUUCUUCGUUCGAAUGGUGCACUACACCGUGGGAACAGCACCCCAAGACGUUUCUCGACAGGCUCUUUGAUAUCAUCGCCGGGUUGCCUGGCGUCUUCUCUCGCGUCGACCGAACGGUACCCUUUGCUGCAACCUUGCAGCGUCGGUUAAAGGCACAGGAGCUGUUGGAGAGCUGCUUGGAAAUAGAACGAAGGCUGGAGGAGUGGGAGUCGUACGCCCGCGCGCCUACUGCCGAGCACCCGUAUGCGUACUGGAUAGAAGAGCCGGAUGAUCCAGAUGCGCAGCAGCUACCCUUUGCGGACAACUUCGCCUUCAAGGAUGGUGUGUCGUCCGUCAUGUUCCUGUAUCACUGGAUGACACUGCUGCUCCUCCACCGCUGCAUCGAGUGCCUGCACCACACCAUCUUCCAGCCUGUCAUCGAGGACUUUCCCGACAUGUACCCGGAUCUGCCUCCGAAUCUGCAGAUCAACCUGGGCAGGUACCAACAGAGGCGGGAGUUUGCGUCAAGAAUCUGCAGGGCGCUCGACUUUGCGCUGUCGACGACAGUUCAGCCGGACAUGUUGGUUGCACCACUAGCCGUGGCCAUGGAGUUCUAUCGCGAGAUCAAUGCGUCGUCAAGGGACGGCGAGCUCGAGAUUAUGUGGUGCGAAAACUUCAGGCUGCGUUUGACCUCCAAAGGUCACGAUAUUGCCAAUGUUUUGCAGAGCAGAUCAUGGGCCGACAUUGCCAGGUUCUGAGCCAGCUGGCUACUCGCUCCGUCUGCCUGACGGUUGAAAAGGGGAGUAAUGGGUACGAUGAAAACAUGGUGGAAGGUAUGGAUUGGCGCAGGUGCAUUGCAUUUCUGAGAGUAUCAAAGUCGAGAGCGCUGGCCAUUUGACGUUCGACCUGAUGUAGAGGGUAUUGGUGGACUGCCACCUAUAUCCUGCCAUAUAUUGUUAAUAUUUUGAUGGAAAAACCAAAAGGUGUGUUGUAGAAGACGAUCUUCACUGAGAUAUAGAGAUGUCAAAAGAAC